Molecule: messenger RNA, 1232 nt
Organism: Cyprinodon tularosa
Lineage: Eukaryota; Metazoa; Chordata; Actinopteri; Cyprinodontiformes; Cyprinodontidae
Exons: 3
Coding region: 191-871 (226 amino acids)
Source: RefSeq, a predicted model, not a curated record
CUCUCCAGACUUACUCUAAUUGCAUUAGCGUGUGUCUGCACUUUUCCCUCUCUGACAUGAAGGGGCGAGCUGGGUUUUUCCUUUUCUCUGCUUGUAAAUGGUACCCUUAAAGUUCUGAGUGGAUCCAGUUGACUAAAUGAGCAGAAGUGGCAGAAUCCAAGUGUAAAGAUAUAAUCAAAGUUAGGUUACCAUGUGGCAGUUUUGGACGAUGCUCCUCUUGGCCUUGAUGUCCCGAGUAACCACGGUGUUCUGCCAAAGUGGAGACAGUGACUGGGGUUCAGGCUUUGACAUCUACCCUCCCUUAAUGGCCACCAAUAACACAUUGAAGGCCUUUGAUGAUGAGCCUGAAAAUGUCAAAAACAACUAUCUAUUAGCCUCGCCAUCACCGCCCCCCUUAUUCCACUUUGAGCCCCAACCAGAUGACUGCUCAGUCCACUUCAGCACGAAUGGAGCAGUUUCAGCUCGAAGGCUGAAGGCAUUUGAAGAAGAGCUGGACUUUCUACGGGCCAUCCAACAUAGAAACAAGGUGGUGAUGGAGAACUUGGAGCAGUUUGUGGGUUCAGAGCUGGGGGAUCAGAAAUAUGAAGAUGUGAUUAAAGAAAAUGUCAUUAGCGUUCAGGAAGAGCAUAAGGGCUGCAAUGAAGAUUUGGAGAAAGCUGAAGAAGAAUUGAAAAAUCAGCUGAAGGGAGAUGGCUUUGCCGUGAUGCAGAAAGUAAGAGAAGAGUCUGUGGUCUUUGAAGAGAUGCUUCGUGCUGCAGCGGACAUUGCCAGCAGGUUGGAGAGGUCAUCAAAAGUGCUCCAUGCUUCAUUUACUCAGCAGCUGAAGACGUUAUCAGAAUCCACCACUAGGAAAAUGAUGAAAUCAAUUUGAUUAUUUAAUAAUUACACAAACUGUUUUGUUUCCAGAAUGACAGACAUUUUGUGUGUGUAUGUUUUUGUGACUGAGAUGCAGCAGUAUGUCUUCUGAACCUUUAACAGACUCAUGUUAGUAAAGGAAAUGUAUUGCUGAAGAAAGUGAUAAAAGCUAAAAGAAAGGGGAGGUUUUAGAAGUUGUCUUUUCAAGGAAAAACAUAAAGCCAAAUCUUGUUGAAUAUUAUCUUAAACUCAGGUUUUCUUUGAGAGGUAAAUGGCAACAGUGUGUGGUGUGAGAUUGAGCCAAGUCUAAUAUUUAUGUAUAAAAAAAAAAAAACAGAAUGAAAGUGAACGACUCCAUCUGGUUCCAGGGUAAGAAC